CCAAGUCCAAAUCUGGGGACCCCUCUCCUGCACCUCGUGCUGCAUUCUUUCUCCUCCGCAAGAGUGACUCUAAGGAGCGCCACCCGCCUCCUCCCUACCGGCAGGUCGCCCAGGCUCUCAUCUGGCUCUCCUGGCCUCGGUGUGCCUCCAGGUCCGAGCGCUCCUUUAAUCAGCUCAGGGGGCGCAGAUGCCCCGCCCACACCGGCCAAGGCCCCGCCCCUGUGCCCCAAGACCCCGCCCCCCGUGGCGGGGAAAUGCCAGUACUCUAGGCCUUUCGGUUUGCGCGGGCGGGCCUGCUGCGGAGAGAGUGGGAGCUCUCGCAGCCGCUCACGGGAGGAUUUUCACAAGACUUGUUUGACAUAGACUGUCUGCACGGUGCCCCUCCCCAGGCCUACACUACCCUAGGGAACUUUGCUGAAUGAAGACUCUCUUGCAGAUGGAGGAACUGGAGCGAGGCCUGUUGAUGCAGCCGUGGGCGUGGCUACAGCUUGACCAGAACUCCCUCUUGGCCAAGGCCUAUAUCACUAAGCAGGGCUAUGCCUUGCUGGUUUCAGAUCUGCAACACGUGUGGCAUGAACAGGUGGACACCAGUGUGGUCAGCCAGCGAGCCAAGGAGCUGAACAAGCGCCUGACUGCUCCCCCUGAGGCUUUUCUCUGUCAUUUGGAUGAUCUCCUUCUCCCGUUGUUGAAAGACACUGCUGGCCCUGGCAAAGCCACCUUCUCCUGCGAUCGUGUGGCAGAGGCGCUGGUACUGCGCGUGCGGAGUGAGCUCUCUGGUCUUCCUUUCUAUUGGAAUUUCCACUGCAUCCUAGCUAGUCCUUCCCUGGUUUCCCAGCAUUUGGUUCGUCCUCUGAUGGGCAUGAGUCUGGCAUUGCAGUGCCAAGCGAGGGAGCUGGCAACACUGCUUCACAUGAAAGAUCUAGAGAUCCAGGACUACCAGGAGAGUGGGGCUGUGCUGAGCCGAGAUCGGUUGAAGACAGAGCCAUUUGAAGAAAAUUCCUUCUUGGAACGAUUUAUGGUAGAGAAACUACCAGAGGCAUGCAGUGUUGGUGAUGGGAGACCCUUUGUCAUGAACCUACAGAAUCUGUAUUUGGCAGUCACCAGACGAGAGGUCCAAUUGAGACAGCAGCAUCAAGGCACUGGAGAGCCUCAGACCUCAAGCAGCGCCUCCCCUCAAGGACAACUUCUGAACCAGCCCGAAGAGCCAGACUCCUCAGCACCAUCCCUCCCAGCGCCGGAGAAAAAGCCCACAGGUACUUCAGGCCCCAUGCAGAGACUUCAGCUGUCAAAGGCCAAGAGGAAGAAGCUAAGGGGGCUCUUCAGUUAACCUGUCACUUUCUCAGCUGCUGAAGAUGGACUUGGAGAAUAGUGUCACCUUGAAAGGAAUUCCGUGGCAGCCGUCUAUCUGACACAGUUAUACAGUCAGAGGCCCCACUGAAGGAGCCAGACAACUGAAGUUCAUGUUGACAGGCACCUGAAUGGGUACCGUUAACCGAGGGAAUCUUGGCUCCAGCCCCCUGGGCUUUGGCCUUCCCUAUCCAAUUGGAAGCCAGUCUCUGGGAAUCCCAUGUUCUCCUCCUUUUGGUGGAGGUUCUCUAGACACCAUGGACUUUAGGUAUAUAGGGCAAGUCAGCAAAAAGGCACAACCUGCUUAGGAAGCCUUGGCUACCUCUCUCAAGAGUCCCUAGCCAGUCCCAGGGGCUCCUCAGAGACCCUCUUCUCUCUUUAGCAUGGAAUAAAAACCACUCACCUCCCCUUGCUUUUGAGAGCGCUUAUUCUGUGGAACACAUAACCCACUGCACUUUGCUGGGCCCCACCCCACUGUCUUCUCUGGAUGAAGCCUGAGCCCUCAGUCCAGUCCUUCAGUCCUUAUGCUUCUCUGAGGUGGCCGGUGCCGAGCUUUUGUUUGGGAACUUCGAUCUUGAAAACUCUCCAUGGUGGGCACAGGGCAGAACAGGUGGCUGCUGCUCUCCUUUGUCCAACUUGAUGUGGGUUUUUUGGUGUGUUACCAAGGCAUAGAUGAUAGGUUAAACCACAGUAGGGGAUUAAAAUUAGAAAGAGCUCAAGCACUAGGACCAAGGUAGUUUCCCACUACAGUGGGAGAAAAAUGAAUUUUACUUUCCCCUCCUUCACUCCACUUCAAAUAACAUGGUAACUAGAAGAACUAGGAAAGACAGGAUGACAGGGAACAGGAAAUGGCCACACAAGUUCUCUGGGAUGACAGAAUUGACCUGUAGAAUGAAUCGUGCUUAGCGAGAGAAAAUGUAAAGGCUGUAGGAUAGGCAGAGCCUUAGACAGUUGGAAAGUCAACUCUGACAAAUCUAGCAAGACUUAGCAGACCAGUGUUGGCCAAGUCCCUUGGCCUUCUCCGUUAGGCUUUCCUCUCUAGGUAAGACCCUAUGCGACAUUACUUGGAGAGAGGAAUUGUUAGGUGGAGGAAGGGGUCAAGGUCAGAACCCACAGAGGGCUUUUCUGCUUUAUUUAUGGCUGAUGGUCAAGUGCCUGCUCCUUCACAUAUUCUCUAGCUGGGACUAGUGUUUCUGUCCUCAUGUCAAGUCAUGGGAGAGAGGACAAUCCAAGCAGUAAUAAUGAUCAUAAUAAGAACAACACAAUGAUAAAGUUCCUGAGCAGUUAGUGGAUACUAGGUACUCUAAUAAGCGCCUGACAUUGAAUCCUCACAGCAUCACAUGAGGAAGAUACUGUUAAGCCACUUGGAAAUGGAGGCUUGAGGUGAUUAAGUGACUUACUUAAAGGUCACACAGCUAAUGAGUAAGAGCCAGAAUUUGCACCCAGACAGCUGAGUUCUUAACUGCGUUAUAUACAUUACUGAAAACAUUUUCCAGGAGCGAUGUGAGGUCCUUCUCUCCCGUCUUCCACGGUAACAUCCUUCUCCCAUGACCUUGCCUCCUUUCAGGAGGAUGUUCUUGUCUCCAUUGGCUCUUCAGGGCAGGAGCCUUCGAGGACAUCAGGACUGGGCCCCAUGCCUUGCCUGCUGGCAGAGUCUGAAGGCUCCAUCAGGGCUGAUUCCCAGUUGCUGCUGGUAACUUUCUUUACCUCUAGACCACAGAGCCCCCGGGUGCACCCCAUGGUCUUGACUGUCAUCGAAAUGAAUGAGGAACUAUGUAAAAAUCUAUCAGAUGGC
Molecule: messenger RNA, 3142 nt
Organism: Equus caballus (horse)
Lineage: Eukaryota; Metazoa; Chordata; Mammalia; Perissodactyla; Equidae
Source: RefSeq, a predicted model, not a curated record